AUGCAGCUGGCCGGGCUGGGCCGGCUGCCGCUGGCGCUGGCGCGGGUGGUGCUGGCGGCGCUGCGCGGGCGGCUGGGCGCGCUGUGCUGGAGCCUGGCGCCCUGGUCCCUGCCCCUGCCCCUGCCCCUGCUCAGCUGGCGGCGGGUCUCGGUCCCCGGCCCCCGCGCCGCCGCGGGGCCCCGGCCCCAGCGGGAGCAGGAGCGCGACGGGGCGGCCCCGACGCCCACCAGCGUCAACUACCACUUCACCCGCCAGUGCAACUACAAGUGCGGCUUCUGCUUCCACACGGCCAAGACCUCCUUCGUGCUGCCCCUGGAGGAGGCCAAGCGCGGGCUGGCGAUGCUCAAGGCGGCGGGAAUGGAGAAAAUAAACUUAUCGGGAGGAGAACCAUUUCUUCACGACAGAGGCGAGUUUGUGGGCAAACUGGUCCAGUUUUGCAAGCAGGAUUUGAAGCUACCAAGUGUCAGCAUAGUGAGCAAUGGCAGCAUGAUUAGAGAGCGGUGGUUCAAGAAGUAUGGUGAAUAUUUAGACAUUUUGGCGAUUUCUUGUGAUAGUUUUGAUGAGGAAGUCAAUGUUUUAAUUGGCCGUGGUCAAGGGAAGAAGAACCAUGUGGAAAAUCUGCAUAAACUGAGACAGUGGUGUCAAGAUUAUGCUGUUGCUUUCAAAAUAAAUUCGGUCAUCAACAGAUUUAAUGUUGAGGAAGAUAUGAAUGAACAGAUCAAGGCACUCAACCCUGUGCGCUGGAAGGUCUUCCAGUGCCUCCUCAUCGAAGGGGAGAACAGUGGCAAGGAUGCUCUGCGAGAAGCAGAGAAGUUUCUUAUCAGUGAUGAUGACUUUGAACAAUUCCUGGAUCGCCACAAAGGUGUCUCCUGCUUAGUACCAGAGUCUAAUCAGAAGAUGAGGGACUCAUACCUCAUUUUGGAUGAAUAUAUGCGUUUUUUAAACUGCACAAAUGGACGAAAAGAGCCUUCCAAAUCUAUCCUGGACGUUGGAGUAGAAGAAGCUAUAAAAUUCAGUGGAUUUGAUGAGAAGAUGUUCCUAGAAAGAGGAGGAAAGUAUGUGUGGAGUAAAGCAGACAUGAAACUGGACUGGUAACUCUAACUGAGUUAUGGCAAGUGCAUUUUAUGAAGAAAAUGUGUAUAUGUGUGUAUAUAUGUGCCUGUAUGUGUGUGUAUAUAUAUAUAUGUAUAUAAUGCUUUUAACUGUAUGUGCUAUAUGUACAGUUCAAUGUUCAGCAA
Rhea pennata is the source of this 1238-nucleotide messenger RNA. It is a transcript of the gene RSAD2, whose product is annotated as radical S-adenosyl methionine domain containing 2. Gene Ontology annotation, biological process: positive regulation of immune response; defense response to virus. Gene Ontology annotation, cellular component: endoplasmic reticulum; endoplasmic reticulum membrane; mitochondrion. The record is from RefSeq and is a predicted model, not a curated record. Bases 1 to 1095 code for a protein of 364 amino acids. Lineage: Eukaryota; Metazoa; Chordata; Aves; Rheiformes; Rheidae. The transcript is spliced from 6 exons. Gene Ontology annotation, molecular function: catalytic activity; 4 iron, 4 sulfur cluster binding.